This is a messenger RNA of Rhizophagus irregularis DAOM 181602=DAOM 197198, 4195 nucleotides long. Lineage: Eukaryota; Fungi; Glomeromycota; Glomeromycetes; Glomerales; Glomeraceae. The record is from RefSeq and is a predicted model, not a curated record.
AAAAUGUCAAAAGAAACGAAAGAAACCGACCCUAAAGAUUCAAAUAUUUAUAUUGAUUGGUUAGAAAAAUCAAUUGUUGACGAAUACAUUAACUAUUACGAUUAUUCAGAAUUUAAAAAUUUAGAACCGUUAGGAAAUGGUUCAUAUGGGAGUGUCGUUCGUGCUAAAUGGAGAAAUUCUGAUACUUUUUUCGCUUUAAAAACUUUCAACAGUGAUAAAAUAACGCUAAAAGAAGUUGUUAAUGAGAUAAAAUCACAAAAAAAAGUCGACGUUCAUGAGAAUAUUUUACGAUUCUAUGGCAUUACAAAAAUAGAAAACGAAAAAAAAUAUGUGUUAGUUUUAGAAUAUGCUGAUAAUGAUACAUUAAAAACUUACUUAAAAGAGAAAUUUAAUGAACUCAAUUGGAAUGAUAAAUAUCAGUUAUCAUUUCAAUUAGCUAGUGCAGUAGCAUUUUUACAUGAAAAUGAUAUUAUUCAUCGUGAUCUGCAUGCAGAUAACGUACUUGUUCAUCAAAAAAAGAUCAAGCUGGCAGACUUCGGGUUGUCAAAAAAAAUUGCUGAAGCGUCAAGUAACAGUACAUCGAAAAUUUGUGGUAUAAUACCCUUUGUUGAUCCAAAAAGUUUAAAUGAUCAAGAUUACAAGUUAAACGAAAAAUCUGAUGUAUAUAGUGUUGGAAUAUUAAUGUGGCAGAUAUCAAGUGGCAAUCAACCAUUUUCCGAUUUAAACUAUGACGAAGGUUUAAUGUUAUCUAUAAUAAAUGGUAAACGAGAAGAAAUUAUUGAUGACACACUUAUUAAUUAUAGUAACUUAUACACAGAAUGCUGGAAAUAUGAACCAGAUGAGCGUCCAAAUAUGCAAGAAGUUGUUUUAAUUCUUAAAUCAAUAGUUUUUCCCGACAAACAUCUUGAAAUUUUAGGUAUAAAUGGUAGUUCAAAUAUAAAUGAUGAUUCAGAUAUUAAUUAUGAUAAUCAAGAUAUAAAUGAUGAAUCAAAUAUAAGUGUUAAUUCAGAUAUGAAUGAUGAAUUAGAUAUAAAUGAUUUUUCAGAUAUACUAAAUAAUAUUAGCAGUUUACAAGGUCAGGCAUCUAUUCGAUCAGGGAUAAUGAGUCUUAAAAGUAAUCAAUCUAGCACAUCAUUUCAGACGAAUUCGUCAAAAGAUUCGUCAUUUGAUAUUAUUAAUGAUUCAUUAGUUGACAAAUUAAUUGCAUUUAUCAUUAAUAAACAUGAUAAAGGUUAUAAUUUUGAUCAAAUUCAACAAAUAAUUGAAAUAACAUUGAAAUGUAAUCAAAUUAUAAAUGAUCUUAUUAAUUGGCUAACGAAAAAUCAAAAUAAAUCAGCUUAUAUUUGGCUUUUUGGAUUAUUUUAUUAUUAUGGCAUUGGAAUAGAAGAAAAUGACAAUAAAGCAUUUGAAUCAUUUUCAAAUGCAGCAGAAAAUAACUGUUCAAUAGCACAAAUUUAUCUUGCUAAAUGUUAUGAAUACGGAUAUGGAACUGAAGAAGAUAAAAAUCUAGCAUUCAAUUGGUAUCAAAAAGCUGCAAAAAAUAAAAGUAUUGUUGGACAAUUUUAUUUAGGAUAUUGCUAUGAAUUUAAUAUUGGAACUAAAAAUAAUGAUAAUAAAUUUAUUGAAUUGUAUAAAAAUGCAGCCAAUAAUGGAAAUACAACUGCAAAGUUAUAUCUUGCAAAUUGUUACAGGUUAGGUAAAGGAAUAGAUAAAAAUGAAUCUAAAGCAUUUGAAUAUUAUAAAAUAUCAGCAGAAAAAAAUUUCAUAGAUGCUCAAUAUCAACUUGGAAAUUGUUAUUAUUAUGGAGUUGGAAUAGAAAUUGAUAAAGUUCAAGCUUUUAAUUGGUACAAAAAAGCGGCAAAUAAUGGAAGUAUUAUUGCAAAAUAUAUUCUUAAACAAAAUUAUAAUAAGAAAACUAAUGCUAAAAAAAACAGAAGUAUAGAAAUUAAAAUUCAUAAAACAAUCUAUUUUAAUAGAUUAAAUCAAAUUGGAUUUAAUAAUUAUAAUGGUAUUAGAACAAAACAAAAUUAUAGUAAAGCAUUUUAUUAUUUUCAAAAGGCAGCAAAAAGUGGAAAUAGGGCUGCACAGUUUAAUUUAGGUUUAUGUUAUAGAAAUGGUAAAGGUGUGAAAAAAAAUAAUAGAAAAGCAUUUCAAUUAUAUCAAAAAUCAGCUGAACAAGAAUUUUUAAAUGCACAAUUUCAACUUGGAUAUUGUUAUGAUCUUGGAAUUGGAACUGAAGUUAAUAAAGUAAAAGCAUUUGAAUUAUAUAAAAUCACAGAAGAAAAUGGAAAUAAAUUAGCACAAUUUAAUUUGGGAAAUUGUUAUAGAAGUGGUAUAGGUGUAGAAAAAGAUGAAAUUAAAGCUUUCAAAUAUUAUGAAAAAUCAGCAGAGCAAGGAUAUUUGAAUGCUCAAUGUAAUCUUGGAUAUUGUUAUAAUUUUGGAAUUGGAAUUGAAGUUAAUAAAAUAAAAGCAUUUGAAUUAUUUAAAAUCACAGCAGAAAAUGGAAAUAAAACAGCACAAUAUAAUUUGGGAAAUUGUUAUAAAAAUGGUAUAGGUGUAGAAAAAAAUGUAAUUAAAGCUUUCAAAUAUUAUGAAAAAUUAGUAGAGCAAGGAUAUUUGGAUGCUCAAUUUCAACUUGGAUAUUGUUAUGAUUUUGGAAUUGGAACUGAAGUUAAUAAAGUAAAAGCAUUUGAACUAUAUAAAAUUACAGCAGAAAAUGGAAAUAAAACAGCACAAUAUAAUUUGGGAAAUUGUUAUAAAAGUGGUAUAGGUGUAGAAAAAGAUGUAAUUAAAGCUUUCAAAUAUUAUGAAAAAUCAGCAGAGCAAGGAUAUUUGGAUGCUCAAUUUCAACUUGGAUAUUGUUAUGAUAAAGGAAUUGGAGUUGAAGUUAAUAAAAUAAAAGCAUUUGAAUUAUAUAAAAUUACAGCAGAAAAUGGAUAUAAAACAGCACAAUUUAAUUUGGGAAAUUGUUAUAUAAGUGGUAUAGGUGUAGAAAAAGAUGAAAUUAAAGCAUUCAAAUAUUAUGAAAAAUCAGCAGAGCAAGGAUAUUUGAAUGCUCAAUGUAAACUUGGAUAUUGUUAUUAUAAAGGAAUUGGAGUUGAAGUAAAUAAAAUAAAAGCAUUUGAAUUAUAUAAAAUUGCAGCAGAAAAUGGAAAUAAAUUAGCACAAUUUAAUUUAGGAAUUUGUUAUAAAAGUGGUAUAGGUGUAGAAAAAGAUGAAAUUAAAGCUUUCAAAUAUUAUGAAAAAUCAGCAGAGCAAGGAUAUUUGAAUGCUCAAUAUCAACUUGGAUAUUGUUAUAAUUUUGGAAUUGGAACUGAAGUUAAUGAAACAAAUGCACUUGAAUUAUAUAAAGAGGCAGCUGAAAAAGGACAUAAUUUUGCACAAAAUAAUCUUGGAGCUUGCUAUGAAAAUGGUAAAGGCACAGAAAGAGAUUUAAAUAAAUCUGUUUACUGGUAUAAAAAAGCAGCAGAAAAUGGAAAUAAAUUAGCACAAUAUAAAUUGGGAAAUUGUUAUAAAAGUGGUAUAGGUGUAGAAAAAGAUGUAAUUAAAGCUUUUAAAUAUUAUGAAAAAUCAUCAGAGCAAGGACAUUUGGAUGCUCAAUAUCAACUUGGAUAUUGUUAUGAUUUUGGAAUUGGAACUGAAGUUAAUAAAACAAAAGCAUUUGAAUUAUACAAAAUAGCAGCUGAGAAUGGAAAUACUGAUGCACAAAGUAAUCUUGGAUAUUUAUAUCAAAAUGGUGAAGCAGAAAAUGGAAAUAAAAAAGUAGUACAAUAUAAUCUAGAUAAAAUAAAUAGUGAAGAAGGAACUGAAAAAGAUGAAGUUACAGCAUUUGAAUGGAUUGGAACUGAAAUUGCAUUUAAAUUAUAUAAAAUAACAUCUGAUAGAGGCAAUCUAGAUGCACAAUUUGAACUUGGAUAUUGUUAUGAAUUUGGAAUUGGUACUGAAGUUGAUAAAACAAAAGCAUUCGAAUUAUAUAAUAUAGCAGCUAAAAGAGGGCACAUUAUUGCACAAUAUAACUUUGAACUUUUAUAUGAAAGUGGAGACAACCAUAUUUAAUAAACUACUAUUUUUAUACUGCUCCAUAAGGUUGUCAAUAAAGGCAGAAAAUGUUUAAUAGCUUUGCUUCUAUAAAUAUUUAUAACUAGUAUGUAAAUAAAGAACGAUGAAUGAUUACAUGUUUCUGGUAGAAAUUUAG